CCGAAAAUUCCUAUUUUUGCAGUUUUCAUGGCGGCUCGUAAUUUUUCCAAUCCGUUCGACGAUGACGACGACGUCGACGUCAAUCCUUUCGCGGACCAAAACCAUGGGAAGGGUCAGGCAAGCCAUGGCGGAGGAGCAUUUUACAUGACAAAUCCAAGAAGUGAUACCCCUUCGAGCUCGAAGCUCUCUCCUCUUCCUCACGAGCCAGCCGACUAUAACCAUGGCGCAACAGUCGACAUUCCUCUUAAUAACUCAAAAGAUUUGAAGAAGAGAGAGAUGGAGCUCCGGGCUAGAGAAGCCGAACUAAACAAGUGGGAACAGGAACUGAAAAGGAGAGAAGAUGCCAUCAAACGAUCCGGAGGGCUAGGCGAGAAAAAAAAUUGGCCGCCAUUCUUUCCCCUUAUCCACAACGACAUUGCGAAUGAAAUACCGGUCCAUUUACAGAGGAUGCAAUACGUCGCAUUUACAACAUUCUUAGGUUUGAUACUAUGUCUUCUAUGGAAUUUUAUCGCAAUUAGCAUAGCAUGGUCGAAGGGAGCAGAUCCAACUAUAUGGUUUCUCGCUAUCAUUUAUCUCAUAACCGGUGUUCCAUCAGCCUAUAUGUCGUGGUACCGACCUCUUUAUCGGGCAAUGAGGACGGAGAGUGUUCUCAACUUUGGAUGGUUCUUCUUAUCUUACAUGGUCCACAUUGGCUUUUGCGCAUUCGCCACGGUGGCUCCUCCGAUGAUUUUUAGAGGGGAUUCUCUAACCGGAAUCUUGCCGGCAAUCGGAUAUUUUACCUCGGACGCUCUUAUGGGGGUACUUUACCUUGUGGGCGCUAUACUCUUUUGCAUCGAAGCAACAGUUAGCGUAUGGGUUAUUCAGGAAGUUUACAUGUAUUUUAGAGGAAGCGGGAAAGCCGCAAAAUUGAAAAAAGAGGCUAAAUCAACGAUGAUGUCGGCACUUUGAGAUUGUCCGGGAAAAAAUUGUUAGUUUCUUGAAUUCUUAGGUCGGAUUAUUUUGAUAUAUGUUGUUACUUACACACAUUCGAAACGAUGUGCUUUUUGUUUACAUGUUUGUUAAAAAUUGCAAUUACGGUA
Andrographis paniculata is the source of this 1079-nucleotide messenger RNA. Its product is annotated as secretory carrier-associated membrane protein 1-like. Lineage: Eukaryota; Viridiplantae; Streptophyta; Magnoliopsida; Lamiales; Acanthaceae. The record is from RefSeq and is a predicted model, not a curated record. Gene Ontology annotation, biological process: protein transport. Gene Ontology annotation, cellular component: recycling endosome membrane; trans-Golgi network membrane. The transcript is spliced from 14 exons. The coding region runs from base 28 to 948 and encodes 306 amino acids.